AUGUUUCACGUUGUUCAGUACCGGCCUUUAAGACUAAUUACCCAACACAGUCUAUCUAGCAGGUGCUUAAAACUGAUGCUUUCAAGACCUGUUGCAUUUACACAGAUAUGGAAGUCAUGGUUCUCAAGCCAUUCUCUUGUUGGAAAGAAAAAUAUUGUCCUGAUGGGACCUCCAGGUGCUGGGAAAACAACAGUUGGGAGAAUAGUAGGUCAGAAACUAGAUUGCCCUGUCAUAGACAUAGAUGACGACGUCCUUGAAACAACCUGGAAUAUGAGUGUGGCGGAAAAACUGCAGGAAGUUGGUAAUGAGCAGUUUUUAGAAGAGGAAGGAAAAGCCCUGUUGAAUUUUUCAGCAUCUGGAAGUGUCAUUUCCCUUACUGGGUCAAAUCCAAUGCAUGCUGCUGGCAUGCAGCAUAUGAAGAAGAUUGGAAUAGUUGUGUAUCUGGAUGUGCCCUCAACAGUCAUUAUGAGCAGGCUGGAAUCAAUGAAAGUGGAUCACGUUGUGGGCCAGUCUCCUGGUAUUUCUCUCAAGGAUAUACUUCAGUUCAGGAAGCAGUUCUACAAAAGGUGGUACGACAUCCGUGUUCUUUGUGGAGGGGACACUUCAGAGGUUGUAGCAGAAAAGGUACUCGAUGCUCUGAAGAGAUACCAAAACUCAGAACUGGAAACUUUCAUUUCAACGAGGUCUAGUAGGUCUGUAAGGAGUAUGGAAAAAGACUCUGGUAAAUAUUUCAGUGAUGUUGUUACUGAGGGCCUAGCCCCUGAUGGAGGACUCUUUGUCCCUGAGAGAGGACUUCCAAAGUUCACUGCUGGGGAAUGGCAAAGCCUAAUAGAAGCAACUUAUGUCGACAGAGCCCAGGUGAUACUAGAACGAUGCAUACAUCCUGCUGAUAUUCCUGCUUCUAAGCUCGCAGAAAUUAUUGGAACUGCUUAUGGAGAAAACUUUACUUGCUCGAGAGUUGCCCCAGUUAGGCAUCUGGCAGGCAAUCAGUUUCUCCUUGAGUUAUUUCAUGGGCCAACAGCAUCAUUUAAAGAUUUUGCAUUACAGAUGGUACCGCAUAUAUUUGCAUACUGCAUUCCCAGAAGCUGCAAUUACUUGGUUCUGGUGGCCACUUCUGGUGACACGGGAAGCGCAGUCCUAGAUGGCUUUAGUCGUCUCCAUGACGCAGACAAACAGAGAAUUGCUGUGAUGAACUUUUUUCCCGAGGAUGGAGUAAGCCCAAUUCAAAAAUCACAGAUGCUUGGCUGUCAGAAAGAAAACGCCUGGUCAGUAGGAGUCAAAUCUGAUUUUGAUUUUUGCCAAACAGCUAUAAAGCAAAUCUUUAUUAAUUCUGAUUACACUGGCUUUCUUACAGUAGAAUAUGGAACAGCUUUAUCUGCAGCAAAUUCCAUAAACUGGGCACGACUCCUUCCGCAGAUAGUUUAUCAUGCCUCUGCAUACCUUGAUCUUGUUCAUCAAGAUAUUAUUCCUUUUGGAAGCCCUGUAGAUGUUUGCAUUCCUACAGGCAACUUUGGCAACAUAUUAGCCGCUUUGUAUGCUAAAAUGAUGGGAAUUCCAAUUAGAAAAUGCAUUUGUGCUUCCAAUGAAAACAAUGUUUUGACUGACUUCAUAAGAACGGGUGUGUAUGAUUUGAGAGGAAGAAAAUUAAUUCACACUUUUUCACCCGCAGUGGAUAUUUUGAAGUCCUCCAAUCUUGAGCGAUACUUGCACCUGCUUGCUAAUGAGGAUGGACAAUGGGUGGCACAAUUGUAUAACCAGCUGGAAAAUCAGGGGCACUUCCAGUUACAGAAAAACCUACUUGAAAAGCUUCAGCAGGCCCUGGUGGCUGGCUGGUGCUCUGAGAAGGACUGCCUAGCUGCCAUUCACUCUGUGUACAGUACUACAGGAUAUAUUUUGGAUACGCACACAGCUGUUGCUAAAGUAGUUGCAGAUCGUUUACAAGAUAGAACUUGCCCAAUUAUUAUUUCAUCUACAGCUCAUUAUUCUAAGUUUGCACCUGCUAUCUUGAGGGCCUUGAGGAUUGCAGAAAUAAACCAGAACCCAUUAAGUCAGCUUCACUUGCUGAGUUCUUACAGCCCUCUGCCUCCAGUACACUGGGGCCUGUUAGAGACCUUGAAAAAGAGGGGGAAUGAGGAUCACCAGGUCUGUGCUGCUGAUACGAGUGUGAUGAUGUCCCAUAUAGAAACCUUAAUUCAGAAUCAUUUUAUGAAAGUCUUCUGAGCACUGAUUGGAUAUCCGCUGAGUCAGUUGUGAUACCUUCUUAACAAGCUGCAUGUGUUAGUAAAGUCACGAUU
Molecule: messenger RNA, 2294 nt
Organism: Merops nubicus (carmine bee-eater)
Lineage: Eukaryota; Metazoa; Chordata; Aves; Coraciiformes; Meropidae
Gene: THNSL1
Product: threonine synthase-like 1 (S. cerevisiae)
Exons: 1
Coding region: 1-2220 (739 amino acids)
Biological process (GO): amino acid metabolic process
Cellular component (GO): cytoplasm
Molecular function (GO): pyridoxal phosphate binding
Source: RefSeq, a predicted model, not a curated record